Cornus florida is the source of this 2591-nucleotide messenger RNA. Its product is annotated as probable glutamate carboxypeptidase AMP1. The record is from RefSeq and is a predicted model, not a curated record. Gene Ontology annotation, molecular function: carboxypeptidase activity. NCBI's taxonomy places the organism in Eukaryota, Viridiplantae, Streptophyta, Magnoliopsida, Cornales, Cornaceae. Bases 206 to 2332 code for a protein of 708 amino acids. The transcript is spliced from 11 exons.
AAAAGGUCGGCAAUUAUAUGAGUAAAACUGUAACCCCCACUGAAACUCGUCAGUCAUCACUCUCACCACCACCCCCCUGAAAAAGCUGAAACCGUUCUUUCCCUUCUUUUCUCCAUCCAUAAACUCAGUAACUCACCCAAGCACCCACCAACUCUCUCUCUCUCUAUCUAUCUAUUUAUGUACAUAUAGGUUUUCUCUCUCUACAAUGGCUCAACCUUUCUCCUUAACCAUUCCCAAACCCACUUCCAUCUUCACUCCAUUACCAUGGCCCUCAUGUACCUUCCUCUUUGUGGUCAUCCUCUGCAUUCUAGGGCUCUACACCCUCCACCACCACCCACUACCACCACACUCAACUAUGACACAGGCCAAAACCUCCCAAAAUACCCUCCACUUUCGAAACCUUUUCCUCUCCUCCGCCACCAACUACACACUCUCCUCCUACCUCCGCGCCCUCACCCUCCACCCCCACCUCGCCGGCACCGAGCCCGCCCUCCGAACCGCCCUCUACGUCCAGAACCACUUCGAGGACCUAGGGCUAGAGACCCACGUCAAAGACUACAAUGCCCUCCUCUCUUACCCUACGCACGCCUCCCUCUCCGCGUACUUUAGCAACGGCACGUUCAGAAACCUCCCCUUGACCGAACCCGGUGGGUCCCGCAACGACGGCGUGGUGCGGCCGUACCACGCCUACUCGCCCUCCGGCGCCGCGUACGCUAAGGCCGUGUUCGUGAACUACGGGAGGGAGGUGGACUACCGUGCGCUGGCGGCGCUGAGGGUGAGCGUUAGUGGGUGCGUGGCGGUGGUGAGAAGGGGGGAGGCCUCCAGGAAUGCGGUGGUGGAGGCAGCGGCAGAGAGAGGGGUGGCGGUUGUGCUAAUGUACACAGAAGGGGAGAGGUUUAGGAGUGGGGUGGAGAGAGGGACGGUGAUGAGAGGUUUGGGGGACCCAUUGACUCCUGGCUGGGCUGGUGUUGGUGAUGGAGAGAGGUUAGAGAUGGAGGACAGUGAGGUUUUGAUGAAAUUCCCAAAUAUACCGUCCAUGCCCAUAUCUUUUGAAACAGCAGAGACCAUAUUGAGGUCGCUUGAGGGGGCCAGGGUGCCCUAUGAAUGGAGGGGUACUCUAAAGUCUAAGGUCCGCAGGGUUGGUCCCGGUCCGACUAUGCUAAACUUCACUUACCAGGGGGAGAAAAAGAUGGCAACAAUUCAUAAUGUAUUUGCUGUAAUAAGGGGAUCAGAAGAGCCUGAUCGUUUUGUACUACUAGGAAACCAUAGAGAUGCAUGGACUUAUGGAGCGGUUGACCCCAAUAGUGGAACUGCUGCCCUGCUUGAUGUUGCUCGACGUUAUGCUCUUCUGAUGCGCUUGGGAUGGAAUCCUCGAAGGACAAUCAUUCUCUGCAGCUGGGAUGCAGAAGAAUUUGGGAUGAUAGGAUCUACUGAAUGGGUUGAGCAAAACCUUGUGAAUUUGGGGUCUAAAGCUAUAGCCUACCUCAAUGUGGAUUGUGCGGUUCAAGGGCCUGGACUCUUUGCUGGUGCAACUCCUCAGCUAGACGAUCUCGUUGUUGAGGUCAUAAAGAAGGUUAAGGAUCCUGAUUCAGAGGACAUGACAGUAUACGAGAAGUGCACAGUUACCAAUAAAGGCAUCAACAUUCAGAGACUCAGUGGAGUAGAUUCAGAUUUUGCUCCAUUUCUGCAGCAUGCCGGGGUUCCUUCUAUUGAUUUAUACUAUGGCAGAGAUUUUCCCGUCUAUCAUACUGCUUUUGACUCGUAUAGCUGGAUGGCAAACUAUGGAGAUCCAUUGUUUCAUCGUCAUGUGGCCGUUGCAGGAAUUUGGGGACUUCUUGCACUUCACCUGGCAGAUGAUCCAGUUCUACCUUUAAAUUACCUCACUUAUGCAGUUCAAUUGCAGGAUUAUACAAAUGUCUUGAGCAACUUUUUGGAAAGGAAUGUCUCCUUAAAUCCUAUAACUGCAUCAAUUCAACAACUUGUGGCUGCUGCUAAAGAAGCCAAGGAGGAAGCAAAGAAACUGAGGGAGCAAGAAAUUGUGGAUGAUCUUUUGGUGUUGAAAAAGCGAAGAUUAAAUGAUCGACUGAUGUUAGCUGAGAGAGGCUUCUUGGAUGCAGAAGGGCUUCAAGGAAGGCAGUGGUUCAAGCAUCUGGUUUACGGGCCUCCUAGAAAACAUGAGAGCAAACUUUAUUUCUUCCCUGGAAUAGUUGAUGCUAAUUCUGGAUUUAAAAGAAUGAGCAAGAGAGAACGGCAGGCAGCAACUCAGCAUGAGAUCUGGAGGGUUGCCAGGGCCAUUCAAAGGGCUGCUUCUGCUUUGAAAGGAGAAUUAUAAAGAGGGAACCAAAAAUGGAUGUUGGACGGGAGAAACCUACGAGCCUCUGCUAUUUCAGAGUAUAUGAAUGAAUCAUCUCUCCCACCCAACCAAGAAAUUCAUAUAUUGAGAGUCGAAAGCCAGUCGUUUAAUUUACCAAUUUGUGUUGUCAAAUUUUUUUUAUAUUUGGUUGUCGAAUGCCUUGUUUGCUUGUGUAUUACUAAUUGAUUGAUAAAAUGAAUCACAAGUCAAUAAUAAGUUUGGAACAUAUUUAGUUCAA